Messenger RNA from Apiotrichum porosum, 861 nucleotides. RefSeq lists its product as uncharacterized. The transcript has 3 exons. The record is from RefSeq and is a predicted model, not a curated record. NCBI's taxonomy places the organism in Eukaryota, Fungi, Basidiomycota, Tremellomycetes, Trichosporonales, Trichosporonaceae. The coding region runs from base 1 to 861 and encodes 286 amino acids.
AUGCCUCCCAUCCACAACAACAACAGCAACAACAACAACAACAACAACAACAACAACAACAACAACAACAACAACAAAACGCUCUUCGCCGGCUACACGGCCCUGGUCGCGUUCGCCCUCGGCGUCGCUCCCAAGACCGCCCGCGAGUGGCGUCGCUCGCUGCAGGAGCAGCUUGGUGCGGACGUGUCGUCCAACACCAAGACCCCCAAGGCGUUCAACCUCGUGGUCGUUGGUCUUCCUCAAGAGGCAUACGGCGUCGACGUGUCGGUCGAGACCAUUGAGAACUCAAUGGCCACCUCGGCCGCCUACAUCAAGACGUACGCCCCGACCAUCGACCCCGACUCGGGCGUUGUGGUGGUGACGUACGACUUCAUCAAGCAGUCCCGCCUCCAAGGACGCGUGUUUACGGCAGCCGACAACUGGGGCGGCUACCGAGUGUACUGGCCAUCGGUCCGCCACCUCUACCCCGCCCGCUUCGGCGGUACCGCGCCCGAGGCCGUCCUCCCAGCUCUCGACGUCAAGGCUGAGCAGGAGGAUGAAAAGCCCGACGUCAAGCCCGAGCCCAUCGAGCCUGUGCCCCUCCCCGGCCCCGAUCUGGAUCUGCUCGGCCCCCAGGUCGACGAGCCCGAGCCUGCCCCCGCCCCCGCCGUCCCCGUCGUGGACGCUGCCCCUGAGCCCGAUGCUCAGGAGCAGGACCACUUUGAGGGCCAAGACGAAGGUCGCGAGAUGACCCUCGCGCAGCUUCUUGCGCAGGAGGAGGAUGAGGAUUUCCGCCGUAGGGUGGAGGGCAACAGGUUGUACCGCCUGGCCCUGCUGGAAGGUGAUCGUCUCCGCAGCAUUGUCCGCACGAGGUACGACUAG